AUGUCCAAAAGAAGGGGCAAACUGGUCAAUAAAGACAGAGAAGGCACUCUCUCGCUGAGUGCUAGCAUUACGCUAGCCGAGAUCACUGCUUUACAUGACGAUAUUAGAGCCUCAUUCGCUGUAGAGUUCAAAGCAUCUUUCGAAAGUUUUGCAGCCAAACUAGAUAGCAUUCAAUCCACAGUGGCUGAUCAUGAUCUGUGCAUCGGUAAUCUCGAGUCCGAAACUACAGAUAUUAGUCAGCAUCUUGAACAACUCGAAGCUACAUGUUCGGCGCUCCAGAAAGAUAAUGUGUGGCUUAAGGCUAAAGUCUCAGAUCUUGAGAGCCGCAGCCGACGUCCAAAAUAUUUGAAAUCUGGGCUUACCCAAGUCAAUCGAACAGCUUUUUUCUCUCAGCUUCUGGUCGAUGUCCUUGGUUCCCAUGUUUUAUCCUCCCCGCCCGAGCUGGACAGAGCUCAUCGUAGCCUCGCACCUAAACCCGCGGCAGGGCAGAGAGCACGACCCGUCAUUCUGCGAUUCCAUCGCUUUCAAGUGAAGGACUUGGUCAUCCGUGAAUCUCGCAAAAAGGGUGAGCUGCUGUAUGAUGGCACCAAGAUUCAUAUCUUUGAGGAUUACUGCCCUGAGGUUUUAAAGCUUCGCGCCGAGUAUACACUGUAG
This is a messenger RNA of Sinocyclocheilus anshuiensis, 654 nucleotides long. RefSeq lists its product as uncharacterized. The record is from RefSeq and is a predicted model, not a curated record. Lineage: Eukaryota; Metazoa; Chordata; Actinopteri; Cypriniformes; Cyprinidae. The transcript has a single exon. The coding region runs from base 1 to 654 and encodes 217 amino acids.